CCAAGGGCUCGCUGGUGCCAGUCGCCGCCGGGGCGCGCUCCGGUGCCGCGGCGGGUGGCACAGGCUGGCAGCCACGGGCUGGGUGCCCGGGCGCCAAGGGGAGGGGGCAACCGCUUGCGACGGCCAGCGGUCCGCGUUGCGGGCCCGCCCCCUCAGCUCCAGCCCCGCUCCCCGCCCCCCCCCCCCCCCAUUAGCAGCGUCCCCUCACUCUGCUCCUGGCAGCGCGACUGCGGGGGGCGCACGACCAGGGCGCAGGGCCUUGGGGCGGGCGGCCCAUGGAGCCCGGGCUGCUGCGGCCGGCGCCGGUGAGCGAGGUCAUCGUCUUGCAUUACAACUACACAGGCAAGCUUCGCGGAGCACGCUACCAGCCCGGCGCCGGGCUGCGUGCGGACGCUGUCGUGUUCCUGGCCGUGUGCGCGCUCAUCGUGCUGGAGAACUUGGCGGUGCUGAUCGUGCUGGGGCGCCACUCGCGCUUCCAUGCGCCCAUGUUCCUGCUCCUGGGCAGCCUUACGCUGUCCGACCUGCUGGCGGGCGCGGUCUAUGCCGCCAACAUCCUGCUGUCGGGGCCUCUCACGCUGCGCCUGUCGCCCACGCUCUGGUUCGCGCGUGAAGGGGGCGUCUUCGUGGCGCUCGCCGCGUCCGUGCUGAGCCUCCUGGCCAUCGCGCUCGAGCGCCGCCUCACCAUGGCCCGCCGAGGACCCGCACCCGCCUCCCGUUGGGGACGCACGCUGGCGCUGGUGGCCGCCGCCUGGGGCGUGUCGGUGCUUCUCGGACUACUGCCCUCGCUCGGCUGGAACUGCCUGGGCCGCCUGGACGCCUGCUCCACCGUCCUGCCGCUCUACGCCAAGGCCUACGUGCUCUUCUGUGUGCUCGCCUUCCUCGGCAUCCUGGCCGCCAUCUGUGCGCUCUACGCGCGCAUCUACUGCCAGGUGCGUGCCAACGCGCGCCGCCUGCGGGAGCGCCCCCGGGCCGCGGGGGGCGCCUCCGCUCGGGCACGCCACACGCCGCGCUCGCUGGCCCUGCUGCGCACGCUCAGCGUGGUGCUCCUGGCCUUCGUGGUGUGCUGGGGCCCUCUCUUCCUGCUGCUCUUACUCGACGUGGCGUGCCCAGCGCGCGCCUGCCCCGUGCUCCUGCAGGCCGACCCCUUCCUGGGUCUGGCCAUGGCCAACUCGCUUCUGAACCCGAUCAUUUACACGCUCACCAACCGCGACCUGCGCAACGCCCUCCUGUGUCUCGGCCACCGCGGCCGCUGCCCCUGCAGCAGAGGGCACGGCGCCUCCCAGGGGUCCGAGAGCGCUGCUGGGGCUUCAGGACGCUUGAGCCGCUCGCUGCCCCCUGGCUUGGACGGCAGCUCCAGCCGCUCCGAGCGCUCCUCACCCCAGCGGGACGGGCCGGACACUGGGGGCUCCACUGGCGGCCCGGGCGCGCCCACAGCCGCCCGGACCCUGGUACCGGCACCUGCCGCAGACUGACGCCCUUUGGCCCGCCGUUGCCCUUCCGAAGACCUGUUUUUGCAGACUUUUCUUCUUAAAUAAAGGCAUUUGUAGGAAAAGCAGCCGAAGGUGGUGGAGACAGAAGAGAUGAAGGGAAAUGUAUUUUAUUGAUGCUAAACCCCAGAGCAGUGAACAAACAAAACAGACAAGAAUCGCGGCCCUUGUGGAAUUGACAUUCUGAUGGGGGGCACGGGCAAUAUCGGCGUGGGGAAAUCAUGGAGAUAAUUCCAGCUGCAAUACCGUGAUGCGAUGGUGGUCAGGGGAUGCUUCUCUGCUGGAGUGGUGACAUAUGAUGUAAGCUGAGAGGUCAUUGCCCUGGGGGCACUUGAAAGAAGAGCAUUUCAGGGUGAGGAACAGCAGUGCAAAGGCCCUGAGGCUGGAACGUGCCUGCGUGUUCCAUGAAAAGCAAAGAUCCCCUCACGGCUGGAGCAGCGCUGGAGGGGGUGGAUGGUGGGAGAAACAAAGGCAGGGAGAUGAUGGGACCCACAGUGCAGAGCCCUGUGGGUCCCCUGGAGGACUUUGGUUUUGCUCUGAGGUGAGAGGCAGAGGGCGGACUUGAUGUGCUUCAGCUGCUCACAGAUCUCUGUAAGGGUGAAGGUAGAAGCUAGAACAAGGUGAAGGUGCCCGCACUGGUCCAGGGGAGCAGCGAUGGGGACUCGGACCAUGUGGAUUCUGAAUAGAUCUUGGAGACAGCAGACAGGAUUCCCGAGAAAUGGAGUGUGAGAGAAAGAAAAAAAAAUCAAGGACAGUUUCCCUCCCCGGUUUAGAGGAGAGGAUACCAAAGACAGGGCAGACCUAAAAUUGGACUGUGGGAGACGCAGCCAGUUCCUCUCGGAAACAGGAUUUCUCUGAGCGUGGUGUCAGAUCCUUCGUAAAAAAAAUGAAAAUAUAAUAAAAUAAGGAGAACAGUUACAGCUUAUUGCGUCUGGCUAGUCAUCCCCACAGUGGUAGGCCCAGGACGCCCCUCUCACCCUUACUGCAACCUUGCAAAGUGGGUUUCCUCACCCUGAUUUGACAGAUGAGGAAAUUCCAAGCAGUGAGUACCUUGCCUGGUGUCUGGGCUAGGAUAAUACUGACCCGGACUGUCAG
Molecule: messenger RNA, 2582 nt
Organism: Prionailurus viverrinus (fishing cat)
Lineage: Eukaryota; Metazoa; Chordata; Mammalia; Carnivora; Felidae
Gene: S1PR5
Product: sphingosine-1-phosphate receptor 5
Exons: 2
Coding region: 276-1472 (398 amino acids)
Biological process (GO): G protein-coupled receptor signaling pathway
Cellular component (GO): membrane
Molecular function (GO): sphingosine-1-phosphate receptor activity
Source: RefSeq, a predicted model, not a curated record